GCUCUUAGGAAUAUGUGCGACUGUUAAGAACGGUUAAGCGACUAGUUACAGGCCGGUUCCCGUUGUGCAAAAGAAAAGCAAUAUUAUUUAGUUUCAUUUAGGAUAGCGUGUGUAAGUGGCUGUGUCGUAUUGUAGUAGUUCCCUGAAAGUGAAGAUUGAGAAUACGAGGAGCCCGAUAAUCAAUAGCAUCUUGCAGUAAUGGUUUUCCUGUCUUGUCCCCACAGUAGUGUGUUCUGUAGUACAAAAUUAAUGUCAGAUAAUCAUAAUAAAAUUCUCUUUGUUUUUAUGUCAGUUUGUAUUAAUUCCGUAUUCUUAGGGUCUCUGUAUUGUCCCGUGUUUUCCCUUUUUUAAUGACAAAUGUGUGUACCUACCGCAAUCUCCAGGUUAGUUAUUUGUCGCUUACCUAUUAACAUUAAGCCGAGAAAACGGAAAGACGUCUACAACUAAAAAACCAUUUAUCACUAUUCGCCGUGGAGGCCUCCAGGAUGCUGUCAUUUCGACAGGGCCUCUUUACCCUGGGAAGCCUGUGCGUAUCCACAGCGGUAGUGGGAAAUGCUUAUCUACAAAAAAGGCAGUUUUAUCCAUCCGUGGUUUUUCUCACAAAGUCAAACCCAUGUAUGGCAGUAAUCUACGUUCAAGCUGCCGUCAUCGUAUGGUUGAUGGCCAAAGCUAUGGGUAAGCUGUUUUUCGGACAGCUUCGCCCAGCCGAGAUCGAGCAUCUCCUCGAGAGGUCGUGGUACGCUAUAACAGAAACAUGUUUAGCUUUUACAGUAUUCCGGGAUGAUUUCUCACCAAAAUUUAUAGCCCUUUUUGUACUGCUUCUCGUCCUAAAGGGUUUUCACUGGUUAGCCGAGGACCGAGUCGACUUCAUGGAGCGAAGCCCAAAUAUUUCUUUGUUGUUCCACAUUCGUGUAUUGAGUUUGUUAGCGUUGCUUAGUGUGUUGGAUUAUGCGUUUGUUCGUCACGCCUACUUUAGCGUCGCGACCGCUGGAGCGUCGGUGCAGGUGGUCUUCGGCUUCGAGUAUGCAAUCCUUCUUUCCUCUGUUUGGUAUAUCCUAAUAAAAUACGUUUUACACUCGAUCGAUUCUCGUGCUGAGACUCAGUGGGAGAAUAAGGCCGUGCUCCUUCUUUAUACUGAACUCAUGAUGAGCUCAUCCAAGGUAUUGCUUUACGCUACAUUUAUGCUUGUCAUGCUGCGUAUCCACACUUUCCCGUUGUUUGCUAUUCGGCCGAUGUAUCUUUCGAUACGAGCGUUGAAAAGGGCCUUCAAGGACGUCGUUCUAUCACGUCAGGCGAUCAAUAAUAUGAAUACAUUGUAUCCGGAUGCCACGGCUGAGGAACUGGCGUCGGCUGAUAAUGUGUGCAUCAUCUGCCGAGAAGAAAUGCAAGUUGCUGGAGCAGGAGGCGGUGUGGGCGCCAACAAGAAGUUGCCUUGUAAUCAUAUUUUUCAUGCAGCGUGCUUACGUAGUUGGUUUCAAAGGCAACAGACUUGCCCGACAUGUAGAAGCGACGUGCUGAAUAUUAGUGGCAGAGGUACGUUAACACCUGGCGCGAAUCACGGUGGUGGGGCAGCAGCGGCUGGUGCAGUCGCUGCAGGUCAACGCGGCGGAGCAAAUCUUCCACCUGGUGCCCAAAUUAUCCCGCCCUUCCAAAUGCCCAAUAUGCAAGCCCUGUUUGCAAACUGGCCCAACCUUCACCACCCGCCGAAUGCCAACAAUAUUCCUGCCGCCCAACAACCGCAACCAGCAAAUAAUAACAACAACGACAACAACAACGCCCGGCCUGCUGGCCCUGGAGCACCUUCAUCUUCUGGACUCAACAAUGCCGGUACAAAUCAAACUGGGGGCCAAGGCGCAAACGGCGCUUCCGGAGGCGCUGCUGGGGCCGCAACACCAACUGCGUCGACAAUAAUUCCACCUCCACCUCCGUUUACGCUUCUACCCGCGUUGUUUCUUCCACCACCACCACCAAUUAUUCCGGGUGGGCUCAACCUCGGCACGUUAUCGGAAGGCGAACUUCGCGCGAUGGAAGGCAAUGAGCGGCUUGCCGUUGAGGCUCGAAUUCAGCAUCUUCGCAAUAUUCAAAUUCUACUCGAUGCUGCUGUUACGAUGAUGGCACAAUACAACAAUGCAACCACUGUUGCGUCGGCAAUUCCACAGCCUGCAACAACAGCCGCGCAGCAAGCGUCGGCAUCUGGCACGCAACCAGCCAGCGCUACAAAUGCAAACGCUGUACCAAAACAGCAGCAGUCGGCACAGGCUGGCUCUCCGGCGGGACCCACUAAUGCUACGCAGUCAACAAAGUCUUCGACGUCGACCAGUAACACGAUGACGCGGUUUCCUCAUGUGGAUACAUCGCCAACACGAAUGCCAGAUGCCGCCAGUCCCUCAUCGUGUAGUGCAGCCUCUGCAAGCACAAUUGACGCUAUCGAACUUCGGAGGCGACGAGUCGAAAAGUUGGCGGGACCAAUUACAGCAGCAGUGACAACAGCAACAGCUGCGGCCAGUUCGAACGGCUCGGCCAUAAAUUCCGAUCCAGGAUCAGUGGGGUUAUCUCAAGGGGGCUCGAGUUGAGAGGUCUAAAAGGAUGGCAGUGAUUGUUAAUAAUGCUAAAAAAGAAAUAAUAAGAUUUAAAAUAUUAAUAAGCAUGGACAUAAAGAAAACGUACAUUGCUGAUGAUCAUGAUGACGCUAUAAAAGUUAGCAUUGCAUAAGAGGAAUGCCGCGUGCGAUAUCAUAGGGAACAGAGUGGAGAAAUAUUAUUAGGUACAGACGGAGAAUAAUAAGCAAGCCGCAAGAAGAAGCCGAGAUGAGGGGCGAACUAAGACAGUGAUACGCUUUGUAAGGAAGAAAAUAACUUAUAAUAAAGAGAGAAGCGAAGAUUAUAUAAUAACCACGAUCGAUGGCUAAAAUCGCA
Varroa destructor (honeybee mite) is the source of this 2915-nucleotide messenger RNA. RefSeq lists its product as uncharacterized. The record is from RefSeq and is a predicted model, not a curated record. Gene Ontology annotation, cellular component: endomembrane system. Gene Ontology annotation, biological process: ERAD pathway; proteasome-mediated ubiquitin-dependent protein catabolic process. Gene Ontology annotation, molecular function: zinc ion binding; ubiquitin protein ligase activity. Lineage: Eukaryota; Metazoa; Arthropoda; Arachnida; Mesostigmata; Varroidae.